ACAGUGAAUGCGGCAUAAUCGUGCAGUGUUAUUGAUGCGUUCCUCACACUGACGUCGCUCUGUAUCGGCUGUGCAACAAACGGACUAGAACAAUGAACAGAUAAUUAUAUUUUAAGGAUGACUGGCACCGCAGGAGGUAAGUUCCAAUUUGGGUGGACUAUAAAGGGAUGCUCUGCAGUUUAAUCUUAGCUGUCUUCCUGGUCUGGGCCACAUCAAGCGCACACACCACUGGUCGGCCCUGCCAGUGUUCAGCUCUCCUUCCUGAGGGUCUGCGGGUCAACUGCAGCUCUUUAGACCUGGUGGAGCUGCCCACUCUGCCCUCAGACACCACAGAGCUCCAUGUUCAGGACAACCGGCUCACCUCAGUGUCUCCCGGCCAUUUUGACAGACUGGUUGCUCUGAAAAAGGUCUCACUUUCAGGAAACCCCUUCCACUGCGACUGUAGGAUCCAAUACCUGAGGAGCUGGUUGCUGAGGAACAGGGCCGUUGUCUUAAAGGAGCCGAUAUGUGCCGGCCCAGACUCUGUGGCUCAGAAAGCCGUCACUGAACUCAGCGAUGAAUACUUCUCCUCCUGUGUGCUGCUGGCAGUCUGUACUGAUAGUACUUAUAACACUGUGAUAGGAGUGAUGCUAUGCUUCCUCAUUCUUCUGCUUCUGUGGAGCUUGAGACUAGCAAAAACAUCCAGCUUCACACUGUACAUAUGUGAGAGACAUUUAGGAUUGGAGGCUGACUCUUUGCGCUCACUGAGGCCUAAACACAGGAGGAGGCUACACACUGCACCGCUAGAGGUCACUGUGGAUUCUCUCAUUUGUGCGGGGGAACUAGAAAAACCACUCAACAUGGAGUUACUGCCACAAGUACUGGAUGUGUUGCACAAGAAGCACUCUAGAAAGAUAAAGGCUACCUGAGGGACCUACUAUAAUGGAAUUACUGAAACACUAGAGGAGAAUAGAGUUGACGGAAGCACAACGACUGUCUUUGUUUGUUGCAAUAAAGUUGUUUUAAUGCUGAACGGCCACAGCCAUUUCACCUGA
Trematomus bernacchii (emerald rockcod) is the source of this 1034-nucleotide messenger RNA. It is a transcript of the gene gp9, whose product is annotated as glycoprotein IX (platelet). The record is from RefSeq and is a predicted model, not a curated record. The coding region runs from base 168 to 908 and encodes 246 amino acids. Lineage: Eukaryota; Metazoa; Chordata; Actinopteri; Perciformes; Nototheniidae. The transcript has 2 exons.